Lindgomyces ingoldianus is the source of this 1998-nucleotide messenger RNA. RefSeq names its product AMP-binding-domain-containing protein. Gene Ontology annotation, cellular component: cytoplasm. Gene Ontology annotation, molecular function: phosphopantetheine binding. Gene Ontology annotation, biological process: amino acid activation for nonribosomal peptide biosynthetic process; secondary metabolite biosynthetic process. The annotation marks the transcript as partial. The record is from RefSeq and is a predicted model, not a curated record. The transcript has a single exon. Lineage: Eukaryota; Fungi; Ascomycota; Dothideomycetes; Pleosporales; Lindgomycetaceae.
AUUAAAGGACACGCUGUCACUACAACGAAGCUUCCGUCGACUUCCGCUACGAACCUCGCAUACGUGAUUUUUACCUCUGGCUCAACAGGCAAGCCAAAGGGUGUCAUGAUUGAACAUCGCAGUGUCAUCCGACUAGUCAAGAACAGCAACGUAGUCAGCCGGCUCCCCCAAAAUGCUCAAAUAGCGCACUUGUCCAAUCUCGCCUUCGACGCCUCAACAUGGGAGAUCUACGCCGCGUUGCUCAAUGGUGGGACUAUCAUUUGUAUUGACUAUUUCACCUCCGUGGAUGUUAAAGCACUGAGAACUGUCUUUGCGAAAGAGCACAUCUGUGCAACCAUGCUUCCCCCAGCCCUGCUCAAACAGGUUCUCGCGAUCAGCCCAGAUAUGCUAAGAGAUGUCGAUCUUUUGUUCGUUGCAGGAGACCGGCUCGAGGGUCAAGAUGCCGUCAAAGCACAGGCACUCGUUCCUGAAGGAGUGUAUAACGCUUAUGGUCCUACUGAGAACGCCGUCCUUAGCACAAUCUACAAUGUCCGCCAAGGAGACCAGUUUGUCGGUAGCGUGCCGAUUGGUCGACCAGUCAGUAACUCGGGGGCUUUUGUCAUGGACAGGCAACAGCAGCUAGUCUCUGGUGGUGUCAUUGGUGAGCUGAUUGUGACGGGUGAUGGGCUCGCAAGAGGGUACACAGACUCGAAAUUGGACGUCAAUCGAUUUGUGAACGUUUGUCUGGGAGGUAACAGCGUUCGAGCAUACCGGACAGGCGAUCGGGUCCGAAUCCGACCCAAAGACGGCCAGAUUGAGUUCCUUGGACGAAUGGACUACCAGAUCAAGAUCCGCGGCCAUCGCAUCGAGCCUGCUGAAAUUGAGCACGCUAUCCUGAGGUGCUAUGUAGCCGACGAUGCGGCCGUUGUAAUUAAUUGCCAGGAGGGCCAAGAGCCAGAAAUGGUCGGUUUUGUCGCCGUGAAGAGCCAGGUUGAGAUUGAAAUUGAAGAAAACGAAAACGAAAACGAAAACAAGGUAACAGACUGGGCGGACCACUUCGAGUUACGGACAUACGAAGACAUCGGGACGAUUGACUUGUCUACAGUCGGUCGCGAUUUUAUGGGAUGGACGUCUAUGUACGACGGAAGCAUAAUCCCUAAAGUCCAAAUGCAAGAGUGGCUUGAUGACACCAUGCGGACCAUCCUGGGCGAACAACCUGCAGGCGACGUUCUCGAAAUUGGGACUGGUACAGGUAUGAUCCUCUUCAACCUCGGCACAGGGUUGAAGAGCUAUGUCGGCCUUGAGCCGUCCAAAUCUGCAGCCACAUUCGUUAACAAGGCAAUCGAAAUGACCCCUACCUUGGCGGGCAAAGCUGUUGUACAUGUCGGAACGGCAACAGAUGUCGGUAGCCUGAAAAACCUCCGUCCAGAGCUGGUCGUCAUCAACUCAGUUGCACAGUACUUCCCUUCGCCAGAGUACUUGUCUAAGGUUGUGGAGACGCUUGUCAGACUUCCUGGUGUCCGACGUGUCGUUUUUGGCGACAUGCGAUCCUGGGCAAUCAACACUCAGUUCCUUGCAUCAAGAGCCUUACAUGCUCUCGGGGGAGACAGGGCGACAAAGAACCAGGUUCGAGAAAAGAUGGCAGAAAUUGGAGUGCGUGAGGAAGAGCUGCUAGUGGACCCUACUUUCUUUACAGAGCUGACAAGUCGACUGUUUGAUUGUGUCUCAUACGUCGAAAUCCUGCCAAAGCUAAUGGGAGCCACCAACGAGCUCAGCGCGUAUCGUUAUGCGGCUGUCAUCCAUGUCCACAGCUCAGAGAUGCCACCGGUCCACAUGAUCAAGAAGAACGCCUGGCACGACUAUUACUUAUCUAAGAUGGACCGCAGCACUCUCCUUAACCUUCUCAAGAGCUCUCCCAUCGACCAACCCAUUGCUGUAAGCAAUAUACCGUACAGGAAGACCAUAUUCGAGCGCCAUCUGCUCGAAUCACUCGAGGACGAUGAGUCUACGGAGGACUGC